This is a messenger RNA of Thlaspi arvense, 3179 nucleotides long. The record is from the annotation of a GenBank genome assembly. NCBI's taxonomy places the organism in Eukaryota, Viridiplantae, Streptophyta, Magnoliopsida, Brassicales, Brassicaceae.
AUGAAUAAUCGAGUGAUGCAAGACGACAAAUUAAAAGUAGUGACUUUACCACUUGAAAAGCUCACUGAGAUUGCUUAUGCCUUCGAACAAUGGUCAAAGAUUGUAUGUGUAAUGUUAAUGGCCGAGCUUAAGAGAAUUCACCAGUCAACUUUAGCAAAGGACAAAGCUCUUCUUGUGCAAUCUGGGUCUUACUCUCAAAUUACGCCGACCUCAAAGUUCUCGAUCCAAGAAGCCACUGUUGAUGACAUCAGACUUGCUUUCGAGGAGAAAAGACUGACAUCGAAACAGCUCGUUGAGAUGUAUCUCGAAUCCAUCUCCAAACUCAAUCCGUUGCUCCACGCAGUCAUCGAGACGAAUCCAGAUGCGUUGAUCCAAGCAGAGAUCGCAGACAGAGAACGCGAGCUCAAAGACGACGCCACUAAGCUUCCUGUCUUGCACGGUGUUCCCGUUCUGCUCAAGGAUUCCAUCUCCACCAAGGACAGGCUAAACACGACGGCUGGUUCCUUGGCCUUGCUUGGUUCGGUCGUGGCUCAAGACGCUGGUGUUGUCAAGAGACUCAGAGAACAUGGAGCCGUGAUCUUGGGCAAAGCCAGUUUAAGCGAGUGGGCUCAUUUUCGAUCUUUCUCCAUCCCAAAUGGUUGGAGCGCUCGUGGCCUCCAAGGAAAGAAUCCGUACGUUUUAUCAGCAGAUCCUUGUGGUUCAAGUAGUGGUUCAGCUAUAUCAGUAGCGGCUAAUCUUGUGGCUGUCUCGAUCGGGACUGAAACUGAUGGUUCCAUUCUCUGUCCAGCGAGUCAGAACUCGGUGGUCGGAAUUAAGCCGAGUGUCGGGCUCACUAGCCGAGCCGGGGUCGUUCCUAUCUCCUUGAGACAGGACACUGUAGGGACAGUUUCGGAUGCUGUUCAUCUCCUUGAUGCUAUCGUGGGUUAUGAUCACUUGGACGAAGCCACCAAGACUGCCUCUGAGUUCAUACCCAAAGGCGGUUACAAGCAGUUUCUAAAAGCUAGUGGGCUCAAGGGUAAGAGAUUAGGGAUUGUAAUGGAGCAUUCUCGUCUUGAUCAACACAUCAAAACAUUAAGGCGAGAAGGCGCCAUCGUCAUUGACAAUCUAACAAUACCAAACAUCGAAGCCAUUGGGGAUGGUGAAGCGACAGCACUUUUGGCUGAGUUCAAGACGUCUCUUAAUGUAUAUCUUCAAGAGCUUGUGAACUCACCAGUCCGGUCCUUAGCAGACGUUAUUGCCUUCAACGAUAAAUUCGCUGAAAAGGAGAAGGUGAAAGAAUGGGGACAAGAGGUCUUCCUUGCAGCAGAAGCCACCAAUGGAAUGGGUGAGAAAGAGAAAGCAGCGUUGCAGAAAAUGGAAGAGCUUUCGAGGGACGGAAUCGAAAAGCUGAUGAAGGAAAAGGAGUUAGAUGCAAUAGUGGCUCUUGGUUCGACGUUGAGCUCUGUCCUCGCCAUUGGAGGGUAUCCAGGAAUCAAUGUCCCUGCAGGAUAUGAUACUGAAGGAGUUCCGUUUGGGAUUACCUUUGGAGGAUUGAGAUUCUCGGAGCCAAAGCUCAUUGAGAUUGCUUAUGGAUUCGAACAAGCAACUUUGAUCAGGAAGCCACCAAAGUUCACAACUUUGAGGCACUUGCAGAUUUCUCACUCUCACAUCAAGCCUACCUCAACACUCUCGAUCGAAGAAGCCACUGUUGAUGACAUCAGACUUGCUUUCGAGGAGAAAAGACUGACAUCAAAGCAGCUCGUUGAGUUGUACCUCGAAUCCAUCUCCAAACUCAAUCCGAUGCUCCACGCAGUCAUCGAGACUAAUCCAGAUGCGUUGAUCCAAGCAGAGAUCGCAGACAAGGAACGUGAGCUCAAAGACGCCGCCACUGAGCUUCCUAUCUUGCACGGUGUUCCGGUUCUGCUCAAGGAUUCCAUCUCCUCCAAAGACAAGCUAAACACGACGGCUGGUUCCUUGGCCUUGCUUGGUUCGGUCGUGGCUCGAGACGCUGGUGUUGUCAAGAGACUCAGAGAAUCUGGUGCUGUGAUCUUGGGCAAAGCCAGUUUAAGCGAGUGGGCUUAUUUCCGAUCUAACUCCAUCCCAAAUGGUUGGAGCGCUCGUGGCCUCCAAGGAAAGAAUCCUUAUGUCCUAUCAGCAGAUACAGGUGGGUCAAGUAGUGGAUCAGCUAUAUCAGUAGCAGCCAAUCUUGUGGCCGUGUCACUAGGGACUGAAACUGAUGGUUCCAUUCUUUCUCCGGCGAGUCACAACUCGGUGGUCGGGAUUAAACCGAGUGUCGGGCUCACUAGUCGAGCCGGGGUGGUCCCUAUCUCCUUGAGGCAGGACACUGUAGGGCCGAUAUGUAGGACAGUUUCGGAUGCUGUUCACCUCCUUGAUGCUAUUGUGGGUUAUGAUCCCUUGGACGAAGCCACCAAGGCCGCGUCCGAGUUCAUACCCGAAGGCGGUUACAGGCAGUUUCUGAAACCUAAUGGCCUCAAGGGUAAGAGAUUAGGGAUUGUAAUGGAGCAUUCUCAUCUUGAUCAACACAUCAAAACAUUAAGACGUGAUGGGGCGAUCGUCAUUGAUAAUCUAAAGAUACCAAACAUGGAAGUCAUUAUGGAUUGGACUAAAAGCGGAGAAGAGACGGCACUUUUGGCUGAGUUCAAGAUCUCUCUUAAUGAAUAUCUACAAGAGCUUGUGAAAUCACCAGUCCGGUCCUUAGCAGACGAGAAGGUGAAAGAAUGGGGACAAGAGGUCUUCCUUGCAGCAGAAGCUACCAAUGGAAUGGGUGAGAAAGAGAGAGCAGCGUUGCAUAAAAUGGAAGAGCUUUCGAGGAAUGGAAUCGAAAAGUUAAUGAAGGAAAACAAGUUAGAUGCAAUAGUGACUCUUGGUAAGACGUUGAGCCCCGUCCUCGCCACUGGAGGGUAUCCAGGAAUCACUGUCCCUGCAGGAUAUGAUAGUGAAGGAGUUCCGUUUGGGAUUACCUUUGGAGGAUUGAGAUUCUCAGAGCCAAAGCUUAUUGAAAUUGCUUAUGGAUUCGAACAAGCAACUUUGAUCAGGAAGCCACCAAAGUUCACAACUUGAGGCACUUGUAGUACUUGCAGUCAACAAAGUUUCUUCUUUGGAGAAAUAUAUCUUUGUAAUGUACAUUUAUUUGGAGACUCGAAAUAACUUACAUAUGUGACGCUUUAUCACAAUUUACA